AUGGCCUCCAAACGGAUCUUGAAGGAACUCAAAGAUUUGCAGAAGGAUCCUCCUACAUCAUGCAGCGCCGGUCCCGUUGCCGAAGACAUGUUCCACUGGCAGGCAACAAUAAUGGGUCCCCCAGACAGUCCUUAUGCUGGGGGUGUUUUCCUAGUUACUAUUCAUUUUCCUCCAGAUUAUCCCUUUAAGCCACCGAAGGUGGCAUUUAGAACGAAAGUAUUCCACCCAAACAUAAACAGCAAUGGGAGCAUUUGCCUUGACAUCUUGAAGGAGCAGUGGAGUCCUGCUCUAACUAUUUCCAAGGUUUUGCUUUCCAUCUGUUCUUUGUUGACGGAUCCGAAUCCUGAUGAUCCAUUGGUGCCGGAGAUUGCCCACAUGUACAAGACAGACAGGAAUAAAUACGAGACAACAGCAAGGAGCUGGACCCAGAAAUAUGCCAUGGGCUAA
Messenger RNA from Prunus armeniaca (apricot), 447 nucleotides. Lineage: Eukaryota; Viridiplantae; Streptophyta; Magnoliopsida; Rosales; Rosaceae. The record is from the annotation of a GenBank genome assembly.